CAUCUCCUCCAUCCCACCAACCAACCAGCACUAAAUAACCGAGUCGGGGGCUCGGGGCCGCAUCGGCUUCGGUUUCGUCGCCUCUCACCCACCCACCCCCUCUUCCCCCCGCAAAUCCGAGACCACGAACACAACCCCACCAAGGCAACCAGGAGCGCAGCAAGUACUGAGAAUUUCUUUUCGCGACGGCGAGGAGGCGGAGGGGAGCGAGGUGAACUGGAUCGCGCCGCCAUGUCGCUUGACGAGCUCGCCGAGAAGGAGCUGCCAUCCUCCGAGGCAAUUCAGUCGGAUUCCAGGUUCCGGAGCCUUAACCCGGGGUCGAUUCCGAUUCCAACUGUUCCAAGCUUCAGAUCAAUGAUCGAGUCGGUUUCUGAUGAGAGAGUAAAUGUAGAUGUCAUGGCCUCACGUCAAAGUGAAAAUGGCUCUAUCUCUGCAGCAAGUUCUACAGUUAGUUUAGCAGAAUCGGAGAAAGCAGCCUAUGAAUUCCUUCCUCAAACUCCUAUCAAGUCAACUGAUGCACACCUUGUUGAGUUUUCAGAGGCUAUGAGAACUGUUGCAAAAGCACUGCGACGAGUUGCAGAAGGGAAGGCUGCUGCUCAAGAAGAGGCGGUAGAGUGGAAGCGCAAGUAUGAAUUAGAGAUGGCACUCAAAGAACAUAGUAAAAUCAAAGGCUGUGGAAGUUGUACCAGUAAUAACUUAGGAAAACUGGCCAGCCAACUAACACUGGAGACACCAGCACCUGAUCAAACAGGAUGUUGUGGAAAACAUGGUAUAUGUUCACAUGAAGUCCUCCAAGACGAAGUUCCUGGACCUAACCCAAGAUCUAGCCACAAGAUGGUGGGAAGAAAGGCAUCAUUUAAACUUUCAUGGGGAUGUAAUGGGGAUAAAAAUGGCCAGCAUAAGCAUGAUUUCGUGUCCUUUGAAAAAGGAGACAUAACGACAGCAGAGCGCAGCAAUAAGCAGAUCUUACUGAAAUGGGAAUCGCCACCACAAACAGUGCUUUUUAUAACCAAACCUAAUUCCAACUCUGUGCGUGUCCUUUGUGCUGAAAUGGUCAGAUGGCUUAAGGAGCAUAAAAAUAUAAAUGUUGUUGUGGAGCCACGUGUUAGCAAGGAACUUCUAACAGAGGAUUCCUACUACGACUUCAUCCAAACUUGGGAUGACGAUGAGGAAAUAAAGCAGUUACACACGAAGGUUGAUCUCAUUGUAACUCUUGGUGGUGAUGGAACCGUUUUGUGGGCUGCAUCUUUGUUCAAAGGACCAGUUCCUCCAGUUGUUGCAUUUUCUCUUGGAUCACUGGGCUUCAUGACGCCUUUCCCAAGCGAACAAUUUCAUGAAUGUAUGGACAAUGUGCUGAAGGGACCGUUUAGCAUCACACUGAGAAACCGUCUACAGUGUCAUGUAAUCCGUGAUGCAGCUAAGGAUGAACUUGUGACCGAGGAGCCAAUCCUUGUGUUAAAUGAAGUUACAAUUGACCGUGGAAUAUCAUCUUACCUUACCUACUUGGAAUGCUACUGUGAUAGUUCUUUCGUUACUUGUGUACAAGGGGAUGGAUUAAUUAUAUCAACAACAUCUGGAAGCACAGCAUACUCAUUAGCAGCUGGAGGGUCCAUGGUUCAUCCACAGGUUCCAGGGAUCCUUUUCACACCUAUCUGUCCGCAUUCCUUGUCAUUCAGACCCUUGAUACUGCCUGAAUACGUGACUCUGCGCAUACAAGUACCUUACAAUAGCAGGGGGCAAGCUUGGGCAUCUUUCGACGGCAAAGAUCGAAAGCAGUUGUCACCCGGUGAUGCUCUGAUCUGCAGCAUCUCUCCUUGGCCUGUGCCCACAGCUUGCCUGGUGGAUUCAACAACCGAUUUCCUCCGCAGCAUCCAUGAGGGUCUCCACUGGAACUUAAGGAAGACCCAGUCAUUUGACGGCCCGCGUGAUUGAUGCAACGGUUUUUAAGUUAUAUCAGUCCAGUGCCAGGAUUGGAGCUGGGGGCAAGGCUCUGAUGGAUUCCUUCUCUCCGAAGCGUUUCCUCCAAAGUCCAGCUAAUAUCAAGAGGAGAAUUGUACCUAAGCGAGUUUGUACGUCGUUUCCUUUUUACCUUUCCAUACUUAUAGAAUGUUGCGUUUAGAUGUGGGGUGUAGUGCAGAGUCCAAAUAUAAUGGCCACGAGUGUGUACAGGUUUUUUAAGUUGAUACAUGUGGCGGAGGAUCCGGAUAAAGUAUGGGGGAGUAGAUAUGGGUGUCAACCACUCAAAAUGUAGAAUACACCAAUGUAUGUAUACAUGUGAUGUGCCCCCAGUCUGAAUGAAAUAAUUCGUUAGUUAUGAAA
Messenger RNA from Phragmites australis (common reed), 2319 nucleotides. Its product is annotated as probable NAD kinase 1. Gene Ontology annotation, biological process: NADP+ biosynthetic process; NAD+ metabolic process. The coding region runs from base 232 to 1932 and encodes 566 amino acids. The record is from RefSeq and is a predicted model, not a curated record. Gene Ontology annotation, molecular function: NAD+ kinase activity. The transcript has 11 exons. NCBI's taxonomy places the organism in Eukaryota, Viridiplantae, Streptophyta, Magnoliopsida, Poales, Poaceae.